CAUUAUGAUUAAUUCCCGCUAAUCGGUUCCUUUGAACAGUUCGGUUCAUGACUCGUUCUACUCUGGUUUACUGGACUGAUUCGUGAACGAAUCGUUUAGAAUAAGACGGAAAGAUAGAAAAGAUCCGACUCAAAAAAAAACGAUGCGUUCAUGAAUCGGAUGUCGCUAGCGUCUCUCGAGUCGGAUUGUAUUUCCUGCAGUGAGUGAAAAGCAAAGAGUUAUGCAACACUCAAUCAGCUGGACAGUUAUUAUUAUUAACGUUACUUAUUAUUUUAAUCUGUCUUUAGCGUUUUUGGAGUGACCGUGUAAAUUAAGAUGAUUUAUGAUUUGCAUAUGUCUGUGUCUGUGUUUGUGUGUAACAGUCGUCAGUAGAAUGUAAAUAAGGAGAAAAUUGUUAAAGCGCGUGUAAUCACGUGUUUAAAGCAACCGCCCUCUUUUCUGGACUGGACUGAGCUUGAUAUUAGACUCCUGCACGCCUCAGCCUGUAGACGAACGUCUAGGUUUUAUUAGACCUGUCAGUUCUUAUCAUGGGCAGUUUAUAUCUCUCAAGAGGUCGGUGUAUUCUCCGGCAGGUGUUCUUUGGCCUACCCAGCAUGCUGCAGCGGCCGUACAGCCUCGAUGUGUCAGCGCAGCUCCUGCGGACUCAAGCCUUCAUAGAAGGGCGCUGGGUCUCCGCUGCAUCCACGUUCCCCGUGUUAGAUCCAGCCACGGGAGAAGAGAUCGCGAAGGUGUCAGACUGCGGUACAAAGGAAGCUCAAGACGCUGUCAAUGCUGCAUACAAAGCGUUUCAUCUGUGGAAGAAUCACACAGCCAAGGAAAGAAGCAUUUUAUUACGGAAAUGGUUUGAUCUGAUCAAUCAGCACAAGGAAGAUCUUGCCAAGUUGAUCACAGCAGAGUGUGGGAAGCCCAUGAAGGAGUCUAUCGGUGAGAUGACAUACUCCGCCUCCUUUCUGGAGUGGUUUUCUGAAGAGGCCAGACGUGUGUAUGGAGAUAUUGUCGCACCUCCAGCCAAGGACCGCAAGAUCCUGUUACUCAAGCAGCCGGUGGGAGUGGCUUCCAUCAUUACACCUUGGAAUUUCCCCAGUGCCAUGAUCACCAGGAAGGUGGGCGCAGCACUGGCGGUGGGCUGCACUGUGGUGGUAAAGCCAGCUGAGGAUACGCCUCUCUCUGCUCUGGCCCUUGCUGAGCUGUCGGUUCAGGCUGGCAUUCCUCCUGGGGUGUUUAAUGUAGUGCCCUGCUCAAGAGGAAAGACCCCUGCUGUAGGGGAGCUGCUCUGCACAGACCCUCUCGUGGCCAAAAUCUCAUUUACCGGCUCCACGGCCACUGGCAAGGUACUAUUAAGACAUGCUGCAGGAACUAUCAAAAGGGUCUCCAUGGAGUUGGGAGGACAUGCCCCCUUUAUUGUAUUUGACAGUGCUGAUGUAGAUAAAGCCGUUGCAGGAGCAAUGGCUUCCAAAUUCAGGAACGCAGGCCAGACCUGCGUGUGCUCCAACCGCUUUUUGGUGCAGAGUGGGAUCCAUGAUGCUUUCAUGGAAAAGUUGGCGAAGGCUAUGGAUGCCGAACUGAAGCUUGGCCACGGCUCAGAGCCCACCACCACACAGGGGCCGCUCAUCAACACCCGCGCCGCAGAGAAGGUGGAGAGCCAGGUUGCAGAUGCUGUGGCACAGGGAGCAGUCAUAGUUCGAGGUGGGAAGAGACUGGAUGGCUCCUUCAUGCAGCCCACCCUGCUGUCCAAUGUCAACACUGACAUGCUCUGCAUGCGAGAGGAGACCUUUGGACCCCUUAUUCCUGUUGUUAAGUUCAACACGGAACAGGAGGCACUUGUCAUUGCCAAUGCUUCUCCUGUUGGUUUAGCAGGUUACUUUUACUCCAGAGACAUCAGUCAGAUCUGGCGGGUGGCUGAGCAGAUGGAAGUGGGCAUGGUUGGGGUCAACGAAGGUCUGAUCUCCGCCACAGAAGCCUCAUUUGGUGGAGUCAAACAGUCUGGAAUGGGCAGAGAAGGAUCCAAGUAUGGCAUUGAUGAGUAUCUAGAAAUAAAGUACAUGUGUUUGGGGGGACUCUCUCUUUAAAGACAGUGGUUACUAGCAUGUCAUCAUUUAAGCAGUACUAAAAACAUGGAUCCACAAAACACCAUUCUCUUUCAAUCAUAUGUAACUGAAUAAUGACUAUACAGAGACAUUUUAUUGUCGGGAUAUUUUAGGUAUUUGUUGCAAAAAUGGGUACAAAUCGUCCUCUUUGAGAUUCCAUCCAUCAUAACUGAUUGAUGUAACCUAGUUGCUCUGAAAUAAGAUAUUGAACACUUAAAAAAAAUAUAUAUUAUUUUUAUCACUGAAAAAUAUCUAAACAUCCUUAAAGCAGGAUAAAUUUACUUUUGUGUUUUUGUGUAAGAUGAGAGAAUAUAUCUUGAAUAACUAAAGUUUAUUCUUCUUACUCCAUUUAAUUUUAGACUGAAAAAAAGACGUACUAAUUUAAGUUUUAUUUUAUUUUUUUAAUUGUGUAAAUUAAUUUGGGCACAAAAAAAGAGAACCUAAUUUACAAUUAAGUACAGUAUGUAUAAAUAUAGGGCUGGUGGUGGAUCCAGUGAGAAAUCAAAGCACAAUCUUUCUUUAAAAAAAAAUAAUUUAAAUGUUUAAUUUACUAACCCCCGGUUUCACAGACAAGGCUUAAGCUAGUCCCAGACUAAAAUGCAUGUUUGAGCUGUCUCAACUGAAAAUAUCUUGCUCUGACAAAUGUCAGUGUCAUUGUUCUGUCUCGAGAUGCACACCUGAAACGUUUUCUUCUAAGACAUUUUUAUAAAAGCUGCUUAAAUAAAGUCCUAGUCCUGGUUUAAGUUAAGCCCCAUCUGUGAAACCGGGCCUAAGUGUUCUAUUUUUGUAAAUCUAGAAAUAGAAAUGUUAAAAAUGAAACCUUGACUGUGAUGGGAUGUUUUGGGUGCUCAUUCUGCUGGAUAGAAACUUCUGAUUUGAGGUAUUGAAGCAUAGAGAUUAGUCAAACAAGUUAACAAAUUUGUCAUUGUGGCCAAAUGUUGUAAUUGCCAGUGUAUUUUUUUAAACUGUUCUCUGUUGUAAUUUUUUUUGUAAUUGUAAAUAUUAAUUUUCUAUUGAUAUACCUAAUUGUAUUGUGAAGUGUUAUAUGUAUGAAAAUGUUUAGAAGUAUAUUAAUUUUCUUACCUUGGGAGUGGAAUUUUGCAGAGAUGCACAUGAAGGUUACAAAGACUAAAUAUACAUCUGAAAGCCUUGGUAAAUAAACAACUUCUGCUGUUC
Messenger RNA from Onychostoma macrolepis, 3263 nucleotides. It is a transcript of the gene aldh5a1, whose product is annotated as aldehyde dehydrogenase 5 family, member A1 (succinate-semialdehyde dehydrogenase). The transcript has 10 exons. Bases 528 to 2069 code for a protein of 513 amino acids. Gene Ontology annotation, molecular function: succinate-semialdehyde dehydrogenase (NAD+) activity. The record is from RefSeq and is a predicted model, not a curated record. Gene Ontology annotation, biological process: GABA catabolic process. Lineage: Eukaryota; Metazoa; Chordata; Actinopteri; Cypriniformes; Cyprinidae.